AUGUCGUUUAAUUUUCUAUCUAUUUAUCUGUUUUCUUCUUUUCUCUAUCCAUUAUUUAUUUCUGAAAUCUAUCUAUCUAUCUAUCUAUCAAUUUCUCAGGUUUUCUUUCUUUCUCUAAUCUAUCUAUCUAUCUAUCUAUCUAUCUAUCUAUGUCAUGUCUAUUUAUCAUUCGGUUCUUAUCUAUCUAUCACUUUCUUGGAUUUUAUUUCUUUAUCCAUUCCUUCUUUCUUUCUAAAAUCUAUCUAUCUAUCUAUCUAUCUAUCUAUCUAUCUAUCUAUCUAUCUAUCUAUCUAUCACUUUCUUAGUUAUCUAUCUAUUUAUCUAUCUAUCCAUCACUUUCUUAAGUUUUCUUUUUUCUCUGUUCAUUCUUUCUUUCUAAAAUCUAUCUAUCUAUCUAUCUAUGUCAUGUCUAUUUAUCAUUCGGUUCUUAUCUAUCUAUCAAUCACUUUCUUGGAUUUUAUUUCUUUAUCCAUUCCUUCUUUCUUUCUAAAAUCUAUCUAUCUAUCUAUCUAUCUAUCUAUCUAUCUAUCUAUCUAUGUAAACAUUUUUCAAUAUAUUUCUCUUCUGCAUCUUUGUAUUCUUUCCUCGACAUCAUAUGAAUAA
Messenger RNA from Acanthosepion pharaonis, 603 nucleotides. NCBI's taxonomy places the organism in Eukaryota, Metazoa, Mollusca, Cephalopoda, Sepiida, Sepiidae. The record is from the annotation of a GenBank genome assembly.